AUGGCAACCGAAGACGAAACCAUCUCUGCCCUCACUGGAUUCUCGUUGAGCCAUGUUCUCGAAGGACUUCAACUGCCAACUUCAGAUGGUCUUCGAAAUCAACUUGGAAUAACCGGUAUUCCUGAACUCACUUCGAAGCAAAUCUACAACGACAAGUGGGAUGAUGACGAAGCCGUGGGACCUGACCAGGGAGAGGACUGGGAGGCGGAAAUAGACAGGGAGAUGCAGGAAGAGGAGGAAGAGGAGGAAUCGAGAGUAAAAGAAGAGGUCCGGUCACCUCAGCUCAAGAAGAAGGAACGGCGGGUGCGUGUGGUGAAGAGACUCGUGGAGCGACCUCCGACAGUUGAGGAAAGAUUCCCGACUUUUGCGAAGGGAAAGGUUCUCGACUUCACCGAACUAUUCAAGGGAUACACCGUCAAGAAGUCUCGUCUAUCGAAACGACCAUACCAAGUGGAGACAGUAUAUCCUCGCAAGCGUGAUGUUCCACGGUCGUUUCUGGAGUCGGUAGUGGGCGAUGCUCGAAGUAAUGCCAACAAACGUGUUGAAGAGGUGGUGGCAGCGGGGAAUGUUGAAUUGGAUCUUCGAAGGGCUUUGGAGGAACGCGACAAAACGGACGUCCCAGUAUCGUUGCCUCUCGAUGAUAGAACGUUUGACCUCGUCCUCCUUUCCAAUUGGGAAGAUGAAAUCAUGUAUGGGCCUGGCGAUGUACAGGAACUUCCGACCACGACCGAGCCUGAAAGUACUUUGACUACGCCCGUGAAUGCUGCCCUGGAAUCCGGAGCCUGGACGCAAAGUAUCAUCUGGAGUCCGCGCGCACCUUUCCGCGACUUCACUCAGUUGGAGCUUCACGAAGAAGAACUUGUGCCUGAGGACAAACCGAGUAAGCAACACCACGUUAAUGUAACUAUGGUACACGCUAAAGUACUCUCAGGUGAGACUGUUCGACCAAGGAAACGUUUGCGGACGGAUCCCAAUGCCAAAGACAAGUACAAUCUAUCCAACGACCAAUACUACGAGGUGUCGAAAGAAGGCGCUCGUCAGCAUGUUCGACAAACCUUUGGCCAACUCGUUGUGGAGCAUGCAUACCCAGCGCAGAAACUGCAAUUGCCCUUCUACAAGACACGGUUAUCGAAGCAAGAAGCUCGUUCAUUUCAUCGGCCUGCCCUACAGAUCCCUGCAAAUAUCGAAAUCCGUUUCCAGAAAGUCCGAACUGCAAAGAAAAAGAAGGACAAGCAUGGUCGCCGUCUGGGCAAAGGCGGGAGUGCCGGCGAUGCUUUGCGCAAGACAGCGGAUCUCAGCUUGCGAGAUACAAGCAACUUUGUACUCUGGGAGUAUUCUGAGGAACAUCCCCCCAUAAUCUCCAACUUCGGCAUGGGUAGCGCCCUGGUCAAUUACUAUCGCAAGAAGGACGAGAAAGACGAAUAUGUUCCCAAGGCGGACCUCGGAAUUCCCUUUGUGCUAGAACCGCAGGACGAAUCUCCUUUCAUGAAGUUUGGUUACGUCUAUCCGGGACAAACCUUUCCUGUCCUGUAUAAUAACCUUGUUCGAGCACCGUUGUUUCGUCACAAGCCAGAAAGUACGGAUUUCUUGGUGAUCAGAAACACCGUCAAAGGGGAAUCGAAAUACUACAUCCGCGAAAUCAAGAAUUUGUUCGUCAUCGGACAGACUUACCCUGUGACGGAGGUCCCAGGUCCCCAUUCGCGUAAAAUCACGAACACCAUCAAACAUCGACUGCAAAUCAUUGCCUUCAAACUAUUGAAGAAGAGUCAAGGAGAGCGUCUCAAGAUUUCCCGGUUAAUGAAGUAUUUCCCUGAUCAGAAUGAGCUGCAGAUGCGCCAGCGCCUAAAGGCAUGUUGCACCAUCACUAGUCCUACGUUUACAUUCACUAACUUUAACACCAGGAAUUCAUGGAGUACCACCGCCGAGGCCCACAUCAAGGUUUCUGGAGACGCAGAGAUGUUGAAAAUGGUUGGCCCCGAACAAGUGGUGCUCACGGAAAGUAUGCAGGUUGGGCAGCGACAUCUCCAAGAUGCUGGCUACAGCCAAGCAGAGGUGUCCGAUGGAGACGAAUCAAAGCUGUCAGUUGAACAACAGCUGGCGCCCUGGAUCACGACCAAGAACUUCCUGUAUGCCACGCAGGCCAAGGCCAUGUUGCGGCUACACGGAGAAGGCGAUCCUUCUGGCCGCGGUGAAGCUUUCAGUUUCAUCCGAAUCUCGAUGAAGGACAUUUUCGUCAAGGCUGGCGAAGACUACGAACAGAAGCUGGCUGAGGCCGAAAGCCGACCGAAAUCUGCACAUCGCUAUAACGUUGCUGAGCAACAGCAGAUAUACAAGUCGGAAAUAGAACGAAUCUGGAAGGCUCAAUACGACUCGUUAAGCAGAACCGACAAGCCUGAGCUGACUGAGGAAGAUGAAAGGCGGGACAAGCAAAUGACCGCUGCCCUUGAAGCAGGACCUUCUGCUCGCCCCUCCCCGGCCUUCAGUCGAGCGUCGUCUAUCGACAGAGAACGUGAGGGCAGCGUUGGACCAGACGGAGCCAAGCGUAUCCUCCGGAUCAAACGCUUGAUUGACGGUGAAUGGCGAACGGAAAUUAUCCGCGACCCCGCCGUCAUUCGAGCUUAUGUUCGUGGAAGACAAGCGCUCGAAGAGGAAGCUACUCUAGCAGACCAUCUCGCUCCAACAGGUGAUGCAGACAAGGACAAGAGAGCCAAGAAGAGGCUCGAAGAGGAAAUCGCCCGAAUGAAGAAAAACCAAGAGCGGCGACUACACAGGAAGAAUGCCAAGAUCGUCAAAGAAGGUGGUGUUCCGAUGCAACUCAGCAGGCCCAUGAAGCCGGACACCACGCGACGAUGCGGUCAUUGUGGGCAGAUGGGUCAUAUGAAAACAAAUCGCAAAUGUCCUCGUUGGGCAGAGUUCAACAGCGGGACGGCACCGCCUCCUCUGACGCCCUCCAGCUCUGCAACAAGUCCACCGCCUGGGAGCGCUCCAAUACCAAUUCCAGGGACAGCUGGUUUCAACCGAAGCAGUGGGAGCUUCAGUUUCCAGACAGCAGUCCCCUCCCCUCUGGCAACCAGUCCCCCUAUGUCCGCCAUGGACGACGACUACGCACCUUCAACGCCGUCUGGUUCCGCUCCAAAGUUGAAGCUGACUCUGAAACGAAACUAG
Molecule: messenger RNA, 3165 nt
Organism: Coprinopsis cinerea okayama7#130
Lineage: Eukaryota; Fungi; Basidiomycota; Agaricomycetes; Agaricales; Psathyrellaceae
Product: atypical/TAF1 protein kinase
Exons: 13
Coding region: 1-3165 (1054 amino acids)
Biological process (GO): RNA polymerase II preinitiation complex assembly; transcription by RNA polymerase II
Cellular component (GO): transcription factor TFIID complex
Molecular function (GO): TBP-class protein binding; RNA polymerase II general transcription initiation factor binding; RNA polymerase II general transcription initiation factor activity
Source: RefSeq, a predicted model, not a curated record